UUUUCCCCCACCCCCCUACAUCAUAUUUAUUGCUAUACUGUACAUUUUAACCAAUUUUAACGUGGUUAAAUAUAUAUUUUUUAUUUAUUAUAAAAAAUAGUGAUAACAAAUAAAAAUAUUAAUUAUUUAAUCACUCGAGUGAGCCAUUCCAAAUAUUAACCAUGACUGGAGGAAAAAAUACUCAGGGUGCUUUUCAACCGGAUUCAGAUAUUCAUAUAUCAUAUGAGGAUCAACAAAAAAUCAACAAAUUUGCUAAACAAAAUGCCCAAAUGGAUGAUUUCAAGGAAGAACUCAAAAUAAAACAGAAUGACUUGAAGAAUUUGGAAGAUGCAUGUGAUGAAAUGGCAUUGAUGGAUGAUGAUGUCAAAGUGGCCUAUCGUAUUGGUGAUUUAUUUGUUAAUCAAGAUCUUGAAAAAACUCAGAAAUGUCUUGAAGAGGCCAAGGAAAAAAAACUUGAAGAAAUUGCUGAACUUGAGAGUAAAUGUGCAGAUCUCAAAACAAUUAUGACUGAUCUUAAAGUUUCACUUUAUGCUAAAUUUGGCAGUCACAUUAAUUUAGAAAAUGAAGAAGAUUAAAAAUGCUAUAUUAUUAUUAUUAUUGUUAUCAUCAUCAAUCAUUUCAUUUAAUAAAAGAAAACAAUUUGAAAAUUAAAAAGAAAAAAUUUAUUUUAUUAUUAUUAUAUUGUCAACAAGUAUUUUCCAUCAGUCAAUGAUUUUUGAAUGAUUGCCAAAUAAUUUAAGUAACAGUUCAAGAAGAAUGUUAUACCUGCAAGAUAAAUAAAUUAAAUAAAUUAAAUAGAAAAAAAAAACCACUAAUC
Molecule: messenger RNA, 817 nt
Organism: Aphidius gifuensis
Lineage: Eukaryota; Metazoa; Arthropoda; Insecta; Hymenoptera; Braconidae
Gene: Pfdn4
Product: prefoldin subunit 4
Exons: 4
Coding region: 162-575 (137 amino acids)
Biological process (GO): protein folding
Cellular component (GO): cytoplasm; prefoldin complex
Source: RefSeq, a predicted model, not a curated record